UGGGCAUCGUGCCUCUAUCUCAGCAGUGCCUGCACUGUUUAGACAAAAAGUGGUUAAAGUACUGUCUUGCGGCAAUUGCGACUGUGAUAUUCCGGGCGUCGACCCAAAGAACUGCCGGAGUUUGGCCGAGUUGACUCUCUUUUUGGUGCUUUGAACGCGUCUUGUCUUGUCUUGUCUCCAACAUAUAAGAAGAUGAGCGCGUCGGCACAACAAUUGACGAGCACCCUUAUAUCGGCAUUGACUCAGAGCGAACUUCUUUAUCGUCAAGUUAAUGAGAGUAUAAAGACUAUUGAACGGUUGAAGCAUGAAAAUGGAAAGCUCAAGGAGCAACUUGACGAUAUCCUGAGCAAACAAAGAGAUGCUCCUGUACUGCCUCCACCUCCGGACGAUAUACUAAAACGCGAGAAUGAGCAGCUCAAGCAGGAACUUGAGGAGCUACGAUUUCAUCGACAUGAAUCUAAAUCACCAUCUGAGCAUUCUGAUGAACCGUUGAGAUUGGAAAACGAGAAACUCAAAGAGCAGCUUGAAGAAUUACGUGGUAAGCAGGCCGCUGCACCCGACCUAUCUGCUCAAUUCGACCAAUUCUUCAGGAAGGACGUCGAGAGACAAGCCGAAAUCGACCAAUUGAAAGCAAAAUUACGCGUUGUACAAGCAAAGGAAAGAAAAUGGCGAUUACAGCAUCCGGGUGUCUCCUCCCCAGUCAUCUCAUCUGAUGAGACUCAAGGCAACACGACACCCGUGGACGGCAAGCGAAAGCGACCCCGAAGCACAAGUCCUCAAGUUCUGAAGGAGAUUUCUGCAAAUGUCGUGUCUGGGGGCAAUGUCUCGCACAACCGUCCCAAGUUUAAGAGGCUCAGCGAUAGAGGAGCUGAAGCAAUCCCUGCAGUGGCGGAAGAUGGUGAGGAGUACAGCCGAGAAAGACCGGGCUCCGCAAAGGGAAAGGAUACUGGUGCGAACGAAAGCAGCUCACCGCAUCAGCGUCUCCAGGCUCUGCUCACAGCUCCGGGGCCCACUCCUUCAAAGCUCCUUUCUCGACCUGACACAAACGCGGCAGACCACAGACUGUCACCUUCGACAGAUGAAGUGGAACCUCGAGCGCCGUUGCCUCCUACGAAUGUCCUGCCUUCCGUUGCUCCGAAGGCCACAUCAGUAAGGAAACCACCAUUCCUUCCCCCAAAGGCACGUCCUGCAGCAGGGCCUGAGGAUGAGGAACCAUAUCGCUCUAGGCCAGUGCAUCGACUCAACCUUUCACAUUUCAAGAUCAACCCAGCUUGGAACGGUGGCUUUGACUACGCCUUCGAAGACGUUAUGCGCGGACGUGAAGCCAGGAAAUGCUUGCCAGGCUGCACACGCCCUGAGUGCUGUGGUGCCAAAUUCAGGGCGUUGGCAGAUACACUUCCAGCAGACAAGGAUAUGACAGAUGACGAGUUGCUCCUAUACUUCCUGGGACCGGAUUCAGAGGAGAGGAUACGUACCUUGACACCACUUGCGCGACUCAAUCUCAUUCACGAAGCCCGUGCGAAGAGGCUGGCAAAUCAGUACGGCAAGAUGCAUCGAGUUGCAUAUGAUCGAGCACAAACUCCGCCGGGGUUUUGGAGCACAGAUUUCCCCUCGACACAAGAGGACAAAGAGAAUCGGGAAAAAGCAAGACUCAUGGAGCGUCAAGAGAUCGAAAAGCGAUACGAAGAAGCCAAGAGAGGAGACGGACGGUGGCUCUUUGCGGACGAAUGAUAAGAAUAUCGUUGAGGACAUCGACGAUCUCUGCGCGAACAUCAUUAGAGAGCACAUCGGGGGAAUAGACAUUCGAAGAGUCUGUAACGGGUACGUGGCCUCGCGCUAACAGGCAAGGUCGGGAUUGAAGAGUAAAAGCGAGUAUUAUCAGAGCCCUCCGGUCAGUACUGGAAGACAAGAUCUACCUACGUGGAGGUGAGGUACUUCUGUCUUCGAUUGAUUUCCU
This is a messenger RNA of Exophiala viscosa, 1957 nucleotides long. Its product is annotated as DNA repair protein endonuclease SAE2/CtIP C-terminus-domain-containing protein. Gene Ontology annotation, biological process: DNA double-strand break processing involved in repair via single-strand annealing; DNA repair. Gene Ontology annotation, molecular function: damaged DNA binding. Lineage: Eukaryota; Fungi; Ascomycota; Eurotiomycetes; Chaetothyriales; Herpotrichiellaceae. The record is from RefSeq and is a predicted model, not a curated record. The coding region runs from base 193 to 1731 and encodes 512 amino acids. The transcript has a single exon.